Lactuca virosa is the source of this 1121-nucleotide messenger RNA. The record is from the annotation of a GenBank genome assembly. NCBI's taxonomy places the organism in Eukaryota, Viridiplantae, Streptophyta, Magnoliopsida, Asterales, Asteraceae.
AAUUUGUCUUUUCGAAAAGUUGCCCUAGCAAAUAAAAACCCCAGUCGGCCUAUCCUCGCCGUCUUCAUCACUCGAGUCCUCCUCUCGCGGUCUUCUUCCAAAUCGUCGAGAUCUCUUCUGCAUAAUUUACAGUAAAUGGGUGGAAGGAGCUACUCUCCUUCACCUCCCAGGGGUGGCCAUGGGAGAAGGGGAAGGAGCCCCAGUCCAAGGGGUCGCUAUGGCGGCGGUGGUGGUGGAGGCGGUGGUGGUGGCCGGGGAAGAGAUAGAGAUCUUCCAACCAGUCUUUUAGUUCGCAAUCUUCGCCAUGAUUGCAGGCCUGAAGAUCUCAGAAGGCCAUUUGGACAAUUUGGUCCCUUAAAAGACAUCUAUUUGCCAAGGGACUAUUAUAGCGGGGAGCCAAGAGGGUUUGGAUUUGUUCAAUUUCUUGAUCCUGCUGAUGCUGCUGAAGCUAAAUAUCAGAUGGAUGGUCAAAUUCUUAUGGGCAGACAGUUGACUGUUGUCUUUGCUGAAGAGAACCGAAAGAAGCCUACUGACAUGAGGCAAAGAGAAAGGAGAGGCGGAUCCGGAAGGCCUAGCGAUCGUAGGCGGUCACCCCCACCGCGCUACUCCCGCUCACCACCGCCACGCUACGCUCGUUCGCGGUCCCACAGUCGCGAAUACUCCCCUCCUCCAAAGCGAAAGCAACAUGUUAGGUCAAUUUCACCUCGCGAGAAACGACACAGUCGAGAAAAGUCAUACUCACAAUCUCCGGUGAGACCGCGGUCACCGCCUUACGAUGGGCCGCCAAGGAGCCGGAGCAGAAGUCCGCCCGUUGACCGGUCACCGCCGCCCUACAACGGGUCAAGGAGCCCGAGCCGUAGCCCUGUAAGGGACCGGCGCGGUGCACCCAGAGACGCGAGCCGGAGCCGUAGCCCAGUGGCUCGGGGUGGUGGAUACUCGAGGGGUGAAGCCGAUGUGGAUGUUUCUCCUAGCCCGUGAGAGGUGAGUAGUUUUGUGAAACAUGAUUGUUGGUUGGUAGACAAUGGUAAUGUACUUUAUGAUGAGAUGUUAUUGUUCUUAAUUGUUCUUCUACUACUACUACUACUUUAUGAAUGUUUGUUUUCGAAUUGUGUUGGUUAGAC